Molecule: messenger RNA, 793 nt
Organism: Brassicogethes aeneus
Lineage: Eukaryota; Metazoa; Arthropoda; Insecta; Coleoptera; Nitidulidae
Source: the annotation of a GenBank genome assembly
CCAGAUUACACAUUUAAUUUUAGUAAAUUAAUUUCCGCAAUUUUUAUCGAUGAUUUCCAGGAAAGAAUACAUUUUAUAUCGACCAUGGCAAGAAAGAAAAUACGAAAACCACCGGAGAAAAGUCCAGAGUGCUGUUGCAGCAAUAGACAACAAGCCUCCUUUGAUAAGACAACACGUAAACGCGAAAUUAAAAAAGCAGCAAAGGGAAAAAGAGAGAAUAUUAAAAAUUGAGCGCGAAAAUUUUUUGUUGCUUCAAAGAUUAAAUUCUGUGACGAAAAAAAAUCGCGUCGACAACCAUUGGAAAACCCCGCAACCAGGGUUUUUAAAUCGAAUCGCGCUUUAUAAUAAUUAUUAUAAAUACGAUGAUGAUGACGAUUCUAACUUUUUUGAUUCGCCGACUUCUUCACACAUAAGAAUGUCGAAAUGUUGUGCUUGUACGCCGAAAAAAAUCAAAGAAAUUGAGAUUCCCGAAGACAGAAUCCCUUGGGAAUCAGAAAAAAAUCCCAUAGGACGUCGUAGAAGCAAGUCCGUUCCUGCCAAAAAAAUAAAUCUUCCAGAAAUAAAAGAAGAACCACAAAAGCGGCCUAAAACUACGUCUCACAAAUGUUUAAAAAUAAACAAUAAAAUCGGCGAUUUUAACGAUAAUCUGCAAAGUCUUGUAAUAACUCGGGGUUGUUUAAAACUUUGCGUUAAUUUUCCUUCGGAUACGACUGUAAAAUUUAAGCAAGGGAACUCUGAGAGAGUUUUACAUGGUGGUUGGUGCUGCUGUAAAGCUCUGACAGGUUUAAAAUGA